AUCCUGUGACACAAAGGCAUAUGUGGUCCUUACCCAAUUUUAUUUUACUUUUCUAUAUAUUACUUUGAUUUUCAUUACAUGCAAAAAAAAAAAAAAAUGUAUCUAUUCAUUUUGUUGGCAUCUGGGAAAUUAGUAUUCUAAUUCUAAUGAUCCUUUGACAUGGAUUCUGGGUUGCAGGGGAAGCAUAAUAUGGAUCCGCAUGGUGAUGGUAUUGGUAAUGGUAAUGGUGAUGAUGAUGAUAAUUGUGAGGUGGUGGAGACUCGAGAACUGUGGGAUGCGAAUGGGAAGGAGAUCCGACAAUAUUGGUCGGAGAUAUCUGUGUCUGUCGAUGCCGAUGAUAAGAGCUUCUCUACUACUCAGCCUCUUUUGCUGAAGAGGAGAAACACUACUUCCCAAAUUGCCAUAGUUGGUUCCAAUCUCUAUUCAAUCGAGAGUCUUGAUUAUGAGAUUGCUGAAAAUGAACUCUUUAAGCAGGAUUGGAGAUCAAAGAAGAAGGUGCACAUAUUUCAGUAUGUACUACUCAAGUGGGCAUUUGCUCUUCUCAUUGGACUCGGAACAGGACUAGUUGGCUUCUUAAAUAAUAUUGCAGUCGAGAAUAUUGCAGAUUUUAAGCUCCUUUUGACUACUGAUCUUAUGUCUAAGCAUAGAUACUACACGGCUUUUGCUGCAUUUGCUGGUUGCAACAUUGGUUUGGCAGUUGCAGCAGGUGCUUUAUGUGCUUAUAUUGCUCCAGCUGCAGCAGGUUCUGGUAUUCCAGAGGUUAAAGCCUAUCUCAAUGGUAUUGAUGCUCAUUCAAUACUCGCUCCAAGCACCCUCCUUGUCAAGAUUUUUGGAUCCAUUUUGGGAGUCUCUGCAGGCUUUGUGGUGGGUAAAGAAGGGCCUAUGGUACACACAGGGGCUUGCAUAGCUUCUCUGCUUGGACAAGGAGGUUCACGCAAGUAUCAUUUGACAUGGUCGUGGCUGAGAUACUUCAAGAAUGAUAGGGAUCGACGAGACUUGAUCACUUGUGGUGCUGCUGCUGGAGUAGCUGCAGCAUUUCGUGCCCCCGUUGGUGGUGUUCUGUUUGCCCUUGAGGAGGCUGCUUCUUGGUGGCGAGGAGCACUUCUUUGGAGGGCAUUUUUCACAACAGCAGUAGUUGCUAUAGUAAUGAGAGCUUUUAUACAAUUUUGCUCUACGGGAAAAUGUGGUCUAUUCGGGCUAGGAGGUCUGAUCAUGUACGAUGUAAGCUCAGCUGAAGCAAUAUUUAGUGCCUCUGAUAUUUUAGCUGUGAUAUUCCUUGGUGUUAUUGGAGGCUUACUUGGAAGUCUCUACAACUACCUUGUGGACAAGGUAGUUCGAACUUAUAGCAUUAUUAAUGAAAAAGGUCCUGUUGCAAAAAUCUUACUGGUUAUGACCAUAGCCAUUUUGACUUCAUGUUGCUCUUUCUUCUUGCCUUGGUCUGCCAAGUGCAUCCCUUGCCCUGAAGGCCUCACAGUUAGCUGCCCUACUGUUUAUUCUGGUAACUAUAAGGCCUUCCAGUGUCCACCAGGCCACUACAAUGAUCUUGCCUCCCUUUUCUUAAACACCAACGAUGAUGCUAUUCGCAACCUCGUCAGUACAGGCACAAUAAAGGAGUUCCAGAUAUCCUCACUCUUCAUCUUCUUUGCAGCUGUUUACUUCCUUGGAAUUGUAACUUAUGGAAUAGCUAUUCCUUCUGGACUUUUUAUCCCAGUCAUACUUGCUGGAGCUUGUUAUGGCAGACUUGUUGGAAGACUCUUUGAAACAGCCUCUCACUUGGACACUGGUCUCUUUGCCUUACUUGGUGCAGCCUCUUUCCUCGGCGGCACAAUGAGAAUGACGGUUUCCUUGUGUAUCAUACUGCUUGAACUUACAAAUGAUCUGUUGUUGCUCCCUCUUGUGAUGCUUGUUCUUCUAAUAUCUAAAACUGUGGGUGAUUGCUUCAACAAGGGAGUGUAUGACCAAAUCUUGAAAAUAAAGGGAUUGCCUUAUAUGGAGGCUCAUUCUGAGCCUUUCAUGAGGCAUUUGGUUGCAGGUGAUGUUGUUUCCUGUCCGUUGAUAACCUUUUCUGGCAUCGAAAAGGUGGGAACUAUACUACAUGCGCUAAGGAUAACAGGGCAUAAUGGGUUUCCGGUGAUUGAUGAACCGCCUUUUUCAGACUCUCCAGAGUUGUGUGGUCUAGUGUUGAGGUCUCAUUUGCUUGUUUUGCUAAAGGGGAAAAACUUUACAAAGGAGAAAGUUAUGUGUGGUAGGGAGAUACUAGGAAGGUUCUCUGCGUCUGAUUUUGCAAAAGCAGGAUCAGGGAAAGGAAUCAAAUUGGAGGAUAUUGAUAUUGAAGAGGAGGAGAUGGAGAUGUACGUGGAUCUUCAUCCUAUUACAAACACAUCUCCAUACACAGUGGUUGAUUCCAUGUCACUUGCCAAAGCUGCCAUUCUCUUUCGCCAACUUGGUCUCAGGCACAUGUGCGUGGUGCCAAGGAGCCAAAAGACAGAUCCAAUUGUGGGAAUUUUGACGAGGCACGACUUCAUGGAGGAGCACAUUUUGGGACUAUACCCUCAUAUGGAUCCUCACAAGCAAAAAUGAAGCCCCAUAUCAUGUCAUCAAAGGUGUUGUACAUUUGGGAGGAAAUAUUCAAGAUUCAACCGAUUUGAAGUAUGAACAUUGACAUUUCUACAAUCUGAUGCACAGUUGCAUUGGGUACUAUUGAUUGCAUCAAUAUGAUUUCCACCGGCCAAUGUGGCAACUCUCAUACUAUGAUUUAGCUUUUUCUUCCUAUCAUGUUUAGUUCAUCCAUUGUCACAUGUAAAGUCAGUUUUAGUUAUUUUAUUAUUUUAAGGAUAGUUUCUUUUGUUACUUAUUUUUUUCUCAUCAUAUAAACAAUAAUGGAUAAAAGUGACCACCAUAUGGUGCUCAAUAAUAUACCACCUCGAAUAGUAUUGGGCACCAUAUGUGCCUUUUUAGCAAUAAAGGGACAUGCUAUGUCUACUGUUUUUAUC
Cannabis sativa is the source of this 2993-nucleotide messenger RNA. RefSeq names its product chloride channel protein CLC-c-like. Gene Ontology annotation, biological process: transmembrane transport; chloride transport. The coding region runs from base 160 to 2580 and encodes 806 amino acids. Gene Ontology annotation, cellular component: plant-type vacuole membrane; intracellular membrane-bounded organelle. The record is from RefSeq and is a predicted model, not a curated record. The transcript has 8 exons. Lineage: Eukaryota; Viridiplantae; Streptophyta; Magnoliopsida; Rosales; Cannabaceae. Gene Ontology annotation, molecular function: voltage-gated chloride channel activity.